Messenger RNA from Hipposideros armiger (great roundleaf bat), 1403 nucleotides. It is a transcript of the gene COLEC11, whose product is annotated as collectin subfamily member 11. Lineage: Eukaryota; Metazoa; Chordata; Mammalia; Chiroptera; Hipposideridae. The record is from RefSeq and is a predicted model, not a curated record. The coding region runs from base 166 to 969 and encodes 267 amino acids. The transcript has 7 exons.
UGACAGCCCAGGCCACGCUGGCCCUGCGUGUGGGACUGCGGCCGGCGGCCCUGUAAAUAGCGGCCACGAGGCUUCCGGGCUCAGUGUCCUCGUGGGUCCCUGACGGUCAGGACGCCCCUUUGCCUGGUGUGCACCUCAGGAGUCAGUGUCCUGCCAGCACUCAUCAUGAGGAAGGAUCUGGCCCUAAUUGGCCUGGCCUUCCUGUCGCUGGUCCCAUCUGGAGACCCUCAGCAGACGGCGGACGACGCCUGCUCCGUGCAGAUCCUCGUCCCGGGCCUGAAAGGGGACUCCGGAGAGAAGGGAGACAAAGGCGCACCAGGACGGCCGGGAAGAGUGGGCCCCACAGGAGAAAAAGGAGACAUGGGGGACAAAGGACAGAAAGGCAGUGUGGGCCGCCAUGGAAAAAUCGGUCCCAUUGGUUCUAAAGGUGAAAAAGGAGAUUCUGGUGACAUAGGACCCCCUGGCCCUAAUGGAGAACCUGGUGUCCCGUGCGAGUGCAGCCAGCUGCGGAAGGCCAUCGGGGAGAUGGAUAACCAGGUCACCCAGCUGACCGCCGAGCUCAAGUUCAUAAAAAACGCCGUUGCCGGCGUGCGCGAGACGGAGAGCAAGCUCUACCUGCUGGUGAAGGAGGAGAAGAGGUACGCGGACGCGCAGCUGUCCUGCCAGGGCCGCGGGGGCACGCUGAGCAUGCCCAAGGACGAGGCCACCAACAGCCUGAUGGCCGCCUACAUCGCGCAGGCCGGCCUGGCCCGCGUCUUCAUCGGCAUCAACGACCUGGAGCGGGAGGGCGCGUUCGUCUACGCGGACCGCUCCCCCAUGCAGACCUUCCACAAGUGGCGCGGCGGCGAGCCCAACAACGCCUACGAGGACGAGGACUGCGUGGAGAUGGAGGCCUCGGGGGGCUGGAACGACGUGGCCUGCCACAUCACCAUGCACUUCAUGUGCGAGUUCGACAAGGAGCACGUGUGACGCCGGCCGGCCGCGGAGUGCAGAGCUCGGGCAGCGCGGCCGCGCGGGCGCCCGGGGCCGUGUUCUCUGAACCUCGGGGAGCCGGUGUGCUUAGGAGGAAACGCUUCUGGGCAUCCCUUCUGAAGGAGCAGUUUUCUUACUUGUAUUGUAGCCAAAUGUUCACUAUGUCAUGAUUACGCAGGGCUGCUGCUGCCUUUGUCCAAACUACCAAAUGAAACCCUGAGAUGUGACAACAGUUAGGACGGCCGUGGUGUCGUCUCACGAAACCGUCUUCCUUUUAACUUCCAUAGGAAGAGAACCCACUCGUGACAACACUGACCAGUGUUCCUGGAGUUUAUACUAAAAUACACAUUCCUUUUCACUAUUAGCCAAGUAGGAAUAAUUUUGCUUUGCUGCAAACCCAGAUUUCAGGAAAAACAAAAAUAAAUACUCCA